Messenger RNA from Mizuhopecten yessoensis (Yesso scallop), 315 nucleotides. Its product is annotated as protein PHOTOPERIOD-INDEPENDENT EARLY FLOWERING 1-like. The annotation marks the transcript as partial. The record is from RefSeq and is a predicted model, not a curated record. NCBI's taxonomy places the organism in Eukaryota, Metazoa, Mollusca, Bivalvia, Pectinida, Pectinidae. The transcript has 2 exons. Gene Ontology annotation, cellular component: Swr1 complex. Gene Ontology annotation, molecular function: histone binding; ATP binding; ATP-dependent chromatin remodeler activity.
GUAAAGACCAAGGUGCCCUUCCUCAUCAAGCAUACACUGAGAGAGUACCAGCAUGUUGGGUUAGACUGGCUGGCCACCAUGUAUGAAAAGCGUCUCAACGGAAUCCUUGCUGAUGAGAUGGGUCUGGGCAAAACCAUUCAGACCAUAGCUCUUCUAGCCCACUUAGCCUGUGAUAAAGGUAUCUGGGGCCCACACUUGAUCGUUGUGCCCACCAGUGUGAUGCUGAACUGGGAGAUGGAAAUCAAGAAGUGGUGUCCGGCCUUCAAGAUCCUCACCUACUAUGGCAAUCAGAAGGAGAGGAAACUGAAGCGACAG